Cynara cardunculus var. scolymus (artichoke) is the source of this 1442-nucleotide messenger RNA. Its product is annotated as transcription factor bHLH18-like. The record is from RefSeq and is a predicted model, not a curated record. Bases 120 to 1094 code for a protein of 324 amino acids. Gene Ontology annotation, molecular function: protein dimerization activity. Lineage: Eukaryota; Viridiplantae; Streptophyta; Magnoliopsida; Asterales; Asteraceae. The transcript is spliced from 5 exons.
UUCCUUCUCUUUGUCAUUUGACAAAAACAAGUAAGAAUUUAGGAACAAGAAAGAAAAUCAUCCUUCUUUGAAAGUUUCAGUUAGCCCUGGAGUUGAACAAAUUUAGCUCUCAAACAGUAAUGGAUGUUUCAUCGGCAUGGUUAUCUGCAGAACUGGAAAUGGAAGAUCAAGGGUUCAUGAAUUAUGAUCAGAUGAGCAAACUGUACGGCCCUAUUGAUGACAUCAGUGCUGAUUCAUUCUCUUCGGGAAGUUAUACAGAAAACAUGUCAUUUCUUGAUCAAUCUUUUCAGACGCAACAGCCCCAAAUCGAACUGCCUAGCUAUCAAGAGAAGAGUAGUACUGGUAUUAGCAAAUGUUCUCCUACUCCAGCUCCAACUCCAUCUCCAACUCCAGAUCCCCUUGUUCCUACUACUCUUCCCUCAUCCAACACUUUCACUAUAUCUUUUGGAGAUCUAGAUCCUAAAAAUGAGAUCCUCCAGUUUCGUGAUUCGCUUGCUGGUACCACAAAGGUUCCAACCAUGGCUAGGAAUCCGGUUCAGGCACAAGAUCAUGUGUUGGCAGAGAGGAAGAGGAGAGAAAAGUUGAAUCGACACUUCAUUUCUUUGUCUGCCCUGCUUCCUAAUCUUAAGAAGAUGGACAAGGCAACUGUGUUGGAAGAUGCAUCUAAUUACAUAAAAGAACUGCAAGGUCGUUUAAAGGAACUCGAGGGAUCACCCGGCAACAUUAAGAAAAAGAAUGUUCAAGAAUCGACUGUUAUUUCUAUUAAGAGAUCCAGGCUUAGUUCUAGUGAUGAUGAAUACUCUUCGUCCGAUGAAAUGAACUCCGGAGAGAGUACUAAUCCUUUCAAGUCAUCUCCUGAGAUCGAGGUGCGGAUGUCAGGAACCAGUGUGCUGGUAAGAAUUCAGUGCCAGAAAAGCUUUUCUUCCAUGGUGAAAGCAUUAAACCAGAUGCAGAAGCUUGGGAUGUCCAUCAUCAGUAGCAGUGCCAUGCCUUUUGCAAAGACCACUCUUCUUAUCACCAUUGUUGCUCAGACUGAGGAUGACUUCUGUAUGACAACAUCAGAACUAGUCAAGAACCUUCAACUAGCUAUAUGAACAUUCAUGAAGAUGUGCAACUACAAGUCAAGAUUUCCAUCUACUUGAAGAUCGUAGAUUAAUCGGUUUUUGUUUUCCAUUUUAUACUUCAGAAGGAGGAAGUUGAGAACAUUCUCACAUCCCCAUCAAUGGGGUUUUUCAAGUACUCCUGAAGAAGCAUAAGUAUAUAGCAGCCCGAUCUGUGCUACCUUUUUUGUGAUUCGUUUCCUCCCCGUCGUCGUGUUGAUAGAUGGAAGGUUUCAGUUUUCCACAAUGGGUUUUUGUUAGCUUUUUGCGUCGUUAUGUUUAACCACGUUCAUUAAUUCACCCUUGUGAUUAAUUAUAUAUGAAACCAUCAUUUUUUGUCUC